Molecule: messenger RNA, 10579 nt
Organism: Orcinus orca (killer whale)
Lineage: Eukaryota; Metazoa; Chordata; Mammalia; Artiodactyla; Delphinidae
Gene: GABRB1
Product: gamma-aminobutyric acid type A receptor subunit beta1
Exons: 9
Coding region: 404-1828 (474 amino acids)
Biological process (GO): chemical synaptic transmission; regulation of membrane potential; monoatomic ion transmembrane transport
Cellular component (GO): GABA-A receptor complex; membrane; neuron projection
Molecular function (GO): extracellular ligand-gated monoatomic ion channel activity; neurotransmitter receptor activity; GABA-A receptor activity
Source: RefSeq, a predicted model, not a curated record
GUUCUUAGACCACCGUGACUGUCAACGAAAUAUGCCAAUCACAGGCAGCCUAAGCCAUAUCCCUGGAAACUGAGUAAAAAAAUUAGGUGGAAGGCAGAAAGGAAAUGAACGUAGAAACCUCCAGUGCACAAAGAAAGAUCCGUAUACACAAGCACGAGCAAGGAAACAGCAGGGUAUCUUUUACUACACGGAGGACGCGGAGCACCACAAACAGGAACUUUAAAGGGAUUGAAAUCUGUUGCCUGUUCCACUAGGAAUAUUGUUUGCAAGGCACAAGGUGUCUUUUGGUAGUGAGCACCCUCUGCGCAUGCGCAGGUCCAUUCGGGAAUUACUGCCCGGCCGCCGACUAAGUUGCAUUCCUUGAAUCUUCGCAGAAAAGACAAUUCUUUAAUCAGAGUUAGUAAUGUGGACAGUACAAAACCGAGAGAGUUUGGGGCUUCUCUCUUUCCCUGUGAUGAUUGCCAUGGUCUGUUGUGCACACAGCGCCAAUGAGCCCAGCAACAUGUCAUACGUGAAAGAGACAGUGGAUAGAUUGCUCAAAGGUUAUGACAUUCGCUUGCGGCCGGACUUUGGAGGGCCCCCCGUGGACGUCGGGAUGAGGAUCGAUGUCGCCAGCAUAGACAUGGUCUCCGAAGUGAACAUGGAUUAUACACUCACCAUGUAUUUCCAGCAGUCUUGGAAAGACAAAAGGCUUUCUUAUUCUGGAAUCCCACUAAACCUCACGCUAGACAACAGGGUAGCUGACCAACUCUGGGUACCAGACACCUACUUUCUGAAUGACAAGAAAUCAUUUGUGCAUGGGGUUACAGUGAAAAAUCGAAUGAUCCGACUGCAUCCUGAUGGAACAGUUCUCUACGGACUCCGGAUCACAACCACAGCUGCGUGUAUGAUGGAUCUACGAAGAUACCCUCUGGAUGAACAAAACUGCACCCUGGAGAUUGAAAGUUAUGGCUACACCACGGAUGACAUUGAGUUUUACUGGAAUGGAGGAGAAGGAGCAGUAACAGGAGUGAAUAAAAUUGAGCUUCCUCAGUUUUCAAUUGUUGACUAUAAGAUGGUGUCCAAGAAGGUGGAGUUCACAACAGGGGCAUAUCCACGACUGUCACUAAGUUUUCGUCUAAAGAGAAACAUUGGUUACUUCAUUUUGCAAACCUACAUGCCUUCCACACUGAUUACAAUUCUGUCCUGGGUGUCGUUUUGGAUCAACUAUGAUGCCUCUGCAGCCAGAGUCGCACUAGGAAUCACCACAGUGCUGACAAUGACAACCAUCAGCACUCACCUCAGGGAGACCCUGCCAAAGAUCCCCUAUGUCAAAGCAAUUGAUAUUUACCUGAUGGGUUGCUUUGUGUUCGUGUUCCUGGCUUUGCUGGAAUAUGCCUUUGUAAAUUACAUCUUCUUUGGAAAAGGCCCUCAGAAAAAAGGAGCUGGCAAACAAGACCAGAGCGCUAAUGAGAAGAACAAACUGGAGAUGAAUAAAGUCCAGGUGGACGCCCACGGCAACAUUCUCCUCAGCACCCUGGAGAUCAGGAACGAGACUAGCGGCUCGGAAGUGCUCACGGGCGGGAGCGACCCCAAGGCCACCAUGUACUCGUACGACAGCGCCAGCAUCCAGUACCGCAAGCCGCUGAGCAGCCGCGAGGCGUACGGGCGCGCGCUGGACCGGCACGGCGCCCACAGCAAGGGGCGCCUCCGCAGGCGCGCCUCGCAGCUCAAAGUCAAAAUCCCCGACUUGACUGAUGUGAAUUCCAUAGACAAGUGGUCCCGAAUGUUCUUCCCCAUCACCUUUUCUCUUUUUAACGUCGUUUAUUGGCUUUACUAUGUACACUAAGUUCAGUCCCCAUGGUUCCUUAAACGACUACCUUCCUCUUCUCUUAGUUUUUAAUCCCACAGGUCCCCAGCAGCGGUACUGCUGUGCUUUUUGAGGUAAGAGAUUCAGUCAUCCAAUUGGUUUUAGGUCUUGCAUAUCAAUUUUAUUACUGCACCAUGUUUACUUCAAAAAAAAAAAAAAAAACUCUAUUUUUUUUUCCAGUCUACUGUGGUCCAGGUUACUGGCUCUUUCAGAGCUCUGUUAAUUGCCAUGUUUACAAACAAAUACACACAACGAGAGAAAUUAGAUAGGCAGAUCUUUAGCAGUUCUAGCCGCCCUGGAUUUGACUGAUUAUUUUUUAAGUAAAACUGAAAAGAGGACCCAGCUCUCUGUGUGCAUGGCUUCCUGGUCAACUGUAACAAUCUCAUGCUGCCAAAAAACAACACAAUUUCCAGGAUCUCAGAAGACAAAACAAAGCCAUUGAUAAGUUACAGAUUUCCAGGAAGAAGGGAGAACAAAAAGGAGCCUAGAAGAGGAAGGAAGACUCCCCUCCACCCUCAAGCUGCCCCAGGUCCACUGUAGGAGGGGGUCCCAGCUCCACGGAGGAAGAGGGGGAGACUGGCAAGCGCUGCCCCAGGUUGUGCAAACCCAAUCUGCCAUCUUCACCUCACCUUUAAGCUGGAUAUUCUGAAAAAUGCUUCUUUCUCAGACUUCCAGGCAGAUUUAAAUUAACAUUAGAAUCCAACCUGGUAGCCACUGGGAACAUUUUUCUUUUCUUGUUAAGUAUAAGGAGUUUGGGGGGCAGUGACCAUUUUUAAGCUCUUUCAAAUGAGCAGCCCUGAACUUACUUCCUCAGCCUGGAAUCACUUGACGCUGUGUCAUGAAGCCAUGGCAUCACAUUGCCCUCGUUCCUCCUUUAGAGAGAUUGAGAGAAAGGCGCUGGUGGUGGUGGGCGGGGGGGAGGUGUGCUUUGAAGAAGAGGGCGGUAAGAAAUUUUUGCUUGAGAAAAAUAUUGCCCUUUCCAUGAGGAAGGCAAGAUUUAUGUGCUGUGAAAAGGGUGCCUGGGCAGUUACCUGAACUGCCAAAUCUUUAAUCAAAUAGUAUAUAUUUCUUAGCCUUCCAGAGAGCAGUAUCUAAUGGUGACAAGGUAGCUGCACAGUGCUAGUUCCUCAGCUAGCAUGUUAUGCCUCUGCUCUCUGAGCUCUGCAUUCCAACACAGGAAAUGAAUGCUUCAGGAAAUGCACAUAUACCCAUUUUGGUAUCAUGCUCCUUCAACGCCAGAUUUCUACUUUAAAGAAAACCUUCAAAACAGCAAAACCACAGAAUAACAACAUCACUGAGCCUUCAAACAUUUACAACAGCUCUGAAAGUACAGCCCUUGUCUACAGUCGUUACUGCUUCUGCCUUAUCUCUGCUCAUGGAUUACUUUGCUCAUCAUACAAGGAGCAUCCCUCAAGAGCCCAGCACACAAUUCUAACCAUAUCCAACCAACUAGAGUUGAGAUUCAUCUCAUUUUAUGUCACUAAAGCCUCGUUAUUUUUGUGUAUGUGUUCAGCCUGAGCAUAUAAGAAUUCUAUGUGUUCAUUUUCAAGACUGAGUGAAACCCAAAGUUGGCCAAACAGUCAUGAAGGCGAGUUGGGACCUCAUCUAUGGAUGUGAUAUGAGUUGAGGUAAUAAUAGGGAUGAUUGCCUCUGUUUGACGAUCUGGCUUUCUCCCUAAGGUUGUGAUGAGGGCCCAUGUUUACAACAGCAUCAGCUGCUAGAGAUUAUAAACUUAAUUGAAAAGAGGAAGCUGAAUUUCUACAGAUAAACCCAAGGAGAGUUAUGAGGUGUUCUUUUAGAAAGCAAGAGGAAAAGAGAACCCCCAAAUAAAUACAUGGUUAUGCUAUAGCUAAUGUAUGUUAGUAAGAAUAUAAAAACCCUGCUUUAACUGGAAAAAUUAUCUCAGUGGUUUUAUGAGAAAUGAAUCGGGCAUGGGAACCAAAUUUCAUUUAAGUUUUCAGUUGUAUAAUCACAGUUCCCUGGUCAAGAAAAUCUCCAGCCUCUGGGGAUGAAGCAAUCCAUUUCGAAACUCUGUUUAGUUAGUUCUUUGGCAGGGUGAGAUGCUUUUCCAUCGUGAAAUGCCCAAAUAGACUAGAACGUGGCCAUGCCAGUGAUAGUAAGGUCAAUAUUCCCAGUGACUACCCAGGAACCACUGGGUAGCCGUCUAUUUUGAACACAGGAAGUGAGGCUUUUGGCUGAUACCUAACAAGAAUUAAUAAGUCAAAACUCUUUUAAAAGUUUUUAAGGAUGAAAUGCUAAAUCAGAAACAAAGUCUCUGUUGAUCUGUGUUCCAUAACAAAACAAGUUCUCUUUACCUGUUUAGAUCAUUCUUCUUGGAGAAGAUUGAGCAUAGUUUUUUUAUUAUUAUCUUGCCUUAAUAGUCUAAAGGAUUUGAUGCUUGUAGUUUUAGAUGUAAAGCAUCUCUGAGAGAAAAAGAACGUUUUGAAUUCUUAUCUUUUAUCCUUUGUAAAAUGUAAAACUUAGUAAGCCUGAAUCUACCAUCAGGCACGAAAUGGUGUCACUGUAGGCCCUCCUGGAUGUAGACAGUCACAGCUAGCACUACACAAAUUGUGUUACAUAGCUCUGGUUUUAGAGGCAAUGGCAGCCAGAAAAAUGGAAAAGCUGCCAUAUUUCUAAUUAAUAACCUCUGGCCUCGCUUCCUUCUUCCGGACACCUCCUAGCCAAAUCCUCCCCAAUCUCGUUCCAGGCUGAACAGUACACAGAAAAAAAUCCUUCCUUCUCUGCCUCUCUACCUUGUCUUGCCCAAAUUGAUGACAUAAAACAUAAAAAUUGCUAGACAUUCUUAAGUGCCCUCAACCUGGUCCCCAUUCCUGAAAGAUUCAGAUCGCUACAUUUUAGAGGGGUUACUGUUUAACCAUUUGGGGGUUGUUUUCUUUUAGCCAUAAUCUCCUGUAUUAACAAAGUGGCAGCAGAGGCUGAAAACUGCACGGACGCACUCUCUUAUGCCACAGUCAUGUCCAGGGGACCCCAUGUUCAUAGUUCAUAAACUGUGAAAUAGACUGAGUCUUAGACUUAACCUGUAUAGACCCAGCAGAAAUCCCGUCAUUUAUUUGCCAAUGAUGACUUCACACUCAUUCCAACCAGUCAUGUUUCUUGACUUAAGAUAUCAGGGGUGACAUGUGCAUUACACUCACCAGCUUUGUGAGGCCAAGACCCAGGUAAAGACAUAUUUUUGGCUUGAAUUAUCCAGGAUUGUUGCCCCCAUCCUCUCCAUUGCCAAAUAGAAACAGCAGACUCGUUGGUAGUUCUGCGGACUAAAGUGUUUUCACAUAUACCGUCUUUACUGUCCGUUACAAUCAGUGAAGGAUCUUGAAAAUGCAAAGAGAAAAUGUGGUGCAGAGAAUAAAGUUUGCUUUAUGGAUCCAAGGAUAGGCUUUCCUUAAAAAGCAUUACGUACAAUACACAGAGAUGUUGACCAAAUUCCAUCUUUCUAAAAUCAAUGACUGCUUUAUAAAUAUUCACUUCAGAAAGAGCUCAGUCGAAAUUUGCCAAGUGAAACAAACAAACAAACAAAAGAUCUAUUUAUAAUGUUAGAAGGAAAAGCUCUCCAAGAUUUCUUAUAUGGACAAUCUUUAAUAGUAUUUUACAAAGGGUGAUGUGCCACAGUUGUUUUUUUUUUGCCCCUAAACAAAUAUAAUCAAAUAUUUAUCCCAGGAGGGAGGGUAAAGGAAUGUGCAAGCAUUUGUUCAUGUUGGUUCAUCAGCAGUUACUGGGAUGAGGAGGACAGAAAAACGAACAAAAAUAUCUGUUGCUUGAAAGCAAACAGUCAACACAGAGGUCAAGUUGUUAAUGGAAUGUAGAAUAUUAUGUAAACUUCCUUGUAAAUUCUGUACAUAGUUCAUGGAACUGUUCCCUGUGGCGUGGUGGUCCUCAGCUUUUGGGUGGAUGUUUGAAAAAUACGAGCACUGUAAAUAAUGUAAGCUUACAAGGCACUCGCUUUUAUUCAUGAAGUGAAAUGACUAGUGAUUUGGGUCCAACCAGAAUCUUUUUAGCUCUUGCUCUUUCUCUGACAUUGUGUGUGUACAGUUGUGUAAUUCUGCCAGGUGUCUGUGAUCACUGCCUCAUGCCUCAACCCCACUGAAAGGGACUGGAGCUACCAAGAAGUCUGCACACCCCUGGGGCUCAGGAACAGCACACCAGCAGAGACAGGAAUCUUAACGAGCUGCUCCUGGAACCAUGCCAUGAAAAGUUUGAUGCGUUUUUAUCAGUCACUUGUGGCUACUCAUUUCAGAUACCAAAUUAUCCAUGCUGUUGAGGGGGUCAAGAAUAGAAGACGUGAUCAAAAUCCACAGGGAAUCCAAAGCUUCAUUUGCACCAAUAGCUUUAGCUUGUACCUUCUUUCCUUCCACAAGUGUUCCCAGAACUUCUAAUACUUUCUAAUAGAAAUGGAUGGAUGGUUGAUCAGGGUAAACAGUCGAAUGCGCAAAUGAUGGGAAGGAGAAAAGGAGGAGAUAGCCAAUGACACUGAUAACACCAACUGGCUGAUUCGUGCCUGAAAGAUCCAGAGGUGACCAUGUCACUCUUUUUGAAGGGUAAAAAGAAGUACUGGUAUAAAUGGACUGGGUAUUGACAAGUAUUUUUCAACUGGGGGCCUGAGAUAUGUUUGGUAUGUGCUAGUUAAACUUAAAAGAGAAUCUGGCAAUUAAAUAUUCUCAAAUAUAUUUCUCCCAAGUCCUGGUAUUCUUGAAAAAGUCUUCGGAAUGGUGGGAUAUUAUGCCAUAAGAUGUGUUUCCAUGCAGACUGGCAGUCCCAGAGAGGGUGACGGUAUCCACAGAAAUUCAGAAAUUCUAAGCAAGUAGGGAAAUAGAUUGGUUUCUUAGCAACAUUUGAGAGUGAUCAAUGUCUUUCUUGCAGGUAAGAACUUAGCAAGGCAAGGCUUUUAUUGCCAGCAUUUUAAGUGCCAGGAAGAGUGCAGGGAGCCAUCACUGUAAGACAUUUUGGCUCCAAAAUGUGCCAAGUAGGGUCCACAAUCAAUUGAAUAAGAAAAAAAGCCCUGUUGGAACUAAUCAAGUCAAUUUCUAGGUCCAGAAUACAUUGUGCUUUUGCUUAAAUCCUGCUUUUUCCAGAUAACUGAAAUCAACUAAGCUGACAGAAAACUCCACUGUUAGAGGCUGCAACUUCACAAACAUUUGAAAGGAAAUCCUUUUCAAUAGAAGAACUUCAAACCAGAAAAUACUAAGUUCCUGGAAGGAUAAGCAUAGUUUUGAGUUUGUUUUUAUUUCUCCAAACCAAGAAUUUCCUUAUUCGAACUGAAGAGAUCUAACAGUUGUUUGUUUUGUUUCGGUUUUCCUAUUUCAAGAAGUCCUUGGUACAUCAAGGGACUGGCAACCAUUCCUGAUUGGCCCCUAGAUACCCUGUCCACCCUGGAACAAUCAGCACUCAUCACCAAGGCUUCAGUAGGAAUUCGGUGUGGGAAAAGAAGGUAUCUUUCUGAACCAGUUGGCAAAGAAACCAUUCUCAUACCUGCAUUUUCUCUCCUGAAGACAAUAGAAAAAUAAAUCAAUAAAAAUUGUUUCAUAAAAGAGAGGCCAAGUAACAUUAUGCAUUUGCCUAAAGUACACAGGGUCACAGAUUCACUAACUUAAAACAGCCCCAGUUAGAAGCCAAAGGAUAAAUAAGAGCAAUCAGUAUUGCUGUCUGGCUCCUACUUCUCCCUGGGUUUCCUUUUGAAGAAAAACAGGGAAGGGGGAACAUUUUCCAAUAUAAUUUUUUAUAGGUGAAAACUAUUCAAAUACGAUAUGUUUAUGCAUUUUGCAAGUUUGGCAACGUGAAACAGAUUACCUCUUUUGUGUUCAUUCCUUCCUGGCACCAUACAUCAUCCUGACUCAUGCCUUAACCCAAUGAAAUCAAUCCCUUUCUUUUUCCUUUCUCAUUUCUAAACCUCAUAAGCUGUCUUGCCCAUGGAUAGCAGAAAGCUUAAGCUUCUUUGGACUUAUACUACAUAUCUUCAAUUGAAUCUACAAAAACAGUGAAUUUUAAUAAUUUCCCCAAAUUCCUACUCCUAUUGCCUUUAACAGAACGUUAGAGGUAGCUACUGUAUAAUCACAGUAGCCUCUUCUGAACUGCCUUGGGUUAUUUUUCUUUUCUGCUUUUCUGUCCCUUGUAUACAGAAUACACGUUUACCUAAACCUUCUCCCUCCCAGUCUAAUUCAAAAUGAAAUGGAAAUAAAAAUCAUAAGCUCAAACCUAAGAAAACUACAUUAUCUACACCAAAGUUUGAGGAUAAGACCAUCUCCUUACAUUAUAGUUGUAAUGUGGUGAAUUCACACUGUAUCAAUUCUUUUUCAUCAAACUCGUUUGUGUACUUCUUCAGUCUUAAUUGUAUGCCAUUUAAAAAUCUAUUAUUAUUCCUCCCAGAAUGGCUAAUCAUUUACACAGCACACCAUUAGUUACAGACUGUCCUCUAGGAACUUGACCUAAUUCAUCCUUUCUAUAUCUGAUUCCUAUUACAGAUUUCCACUUCUAUGCAUUACCCUACCCACUCCUCUUCAACCUUCUAGCAGACAUUAAAUAUAGUUAGUAACUGGACAGGUCAUAAGGCAAACUGUCUAAACUGCCCCUAUAAAAUAUGUGGAACAUCUUUUUCCUCCAGACAACAUUUCUAUAUUUAGAGAACAGAAAGUUCUCUAAACAUAUACCAAGCAAUGUGCAGCUUAACCUUAAAAAGUUAACUAUAAAUGAGCUGCAUGGUGGGGAGAAGGAAAUUAUAGUGAACAGCAGACACCUUGGAAUUAGGAUUUUGUGACCUGGGCUUUAUGCUGUCACUAUCACAGCCUAGUUGUGUGACUACAGACAUUCCACCAGAUGACCUCCAAGUUCCCUUGCAGUACUAAAUUUCAAAGGGAAUUUUAAAGAGAUUCAUUUGUGUAGGAGAUUACCAGAAAGAUACAGGAGUCUCAUGGCCUCUGUUAACACAGCCCCACAAAUUUAGUUAUAUUCCUUGUUGCAUGUCUUUGGGAGUAAGCCAUCUGGUGUAAAGUGAACUGAAUUCAAAACUUGUUCACAGUCCUCUAAAAAUAUAUAGAGAACAUAGAGUUAAAUUUUCAGGCAAGUGGCAAAAAAAAAAAAUUUAUGAUUUUAGUAAUCGUCCACACUACAAUAUUUCCCUCUAAAAGCACUGGAGAGUCUCAUAUAACAUAAUCAUCGUGAUCUCUGUUUUCAGAUAUCUGAAAGAUCCCUUAGUCCAUUCUCUCUAACUCAGUCAGGAAUGGCCAUGGAAAGGAAAAAUGAGUGGAAAAGCCAACUUCUAAGCAGCAUCUGAGCAGAAACGCUAUUGCAGUGCCUUUCCAUAUUCCUUCCCAUCCUAGACGCCAUCACUGUCCUGUGUCCUGUAAGAGGAAUAGCAGGUAUGAUUGAGCUCUCAGGUAAGAGGCAGCCACCCAUCUAUUGGAAAAGAUUCCAGGUCUGUUAUCUACUCUCUCUGCCCCCACUUCUCCCACCUCCUCCUAUCCCCCACUUAAAUCAUUAAAUCUGUCAAAUGUUUUAGGCACAGCUAUGGCAAAACUGAAAGUUUACUUAUUAAAUUGCAAUCAGCAUUUCUAGCUAUUCACAUUUUUAAAGAUGCAUCCUAGUGUCUGAACAAGAUCCCUAAUGAGAUUCCUGCACACAGAUGUUCAUAACUUUUUUUUCCUUUUUUAAAAGAUACCUUCCAUCUCUAAACUUUCAUGAUUCUCCUGAGAACCCCUGACCAUUCAAAACUGUUAGGAGAGUGCCUGGAAAUUCCUUCCUUCCACCAUAGGCCAUUCUAUGGAUGAGAUGGUCUCUUUUUUGUAGAGUUAUCCUAAUAUUCUGCCCCUCGACCUCACACACCCCACAAAACCUUCCUAUGUACAGAUGUAUUCAUUACUCCUCUUAAAAGUAGUGAGCUAAUAGUUUUCUAUUACUGGUUUCCCACACUUUUUUCCUAGUGAUGGUUUCAUAUUUAAUUUCAUUUUUUUCAAAACAGAGGAAGCAUUCCUAAGUCUUCAAAUUUUCACCAAGUUGAGAUUAGUACUUACUAAUAUGUAUAUCAAUUAGGAUUCAUUUAAGUGCAAGUAACAAAAGAUACAACUAAAAGUAACUUUAACAAUCAAAAUGUUAUCUCAUAUAACAGUUAGAAGUAGCGCAGUUACUGGGUUAAUUAUUUCAAUAGCACAGUGAUGUCAUUCAGGACUCAGGCCCCUUCCCUAACCAGUUCUUAACUCUGUAUGUUAUCAGCAGCCAUUAUGGUUGCAAAGUGGCUACACUUACGCACUCAUAUCAAGUGGAAGAAAUAAGGGAAAGCCCUGCCUUGGAUUUGUUUUUAAGAGCAAGGACAUCCUUCCCAAAAAACUCCCUCAACAGUCUUCUCUGUUGUCCCAUUGGCCAGGGUUGGAUAACACAUCCAUUCCCGAACCAGCCUCUGAUAAGAGGAAUGGAAUUAUCAUGAUUGGCUUACAACACUAACCCCAAGCUGCCCAGUGUCUGGGAAAAAAGGAGGUGGGGUGGGGAAUAUGUUAACAAAAAGAGGGAAGGGGGCUUCCCUGGUGGCUCGCGGUGGUUGGCGGUCCACCUGCUGAUGCAGGGGACACGGAUUCGUGCCCCAGUCCGGGAAGAUCCCACAUGCCGCAGAGCGGCUGGGCCUGUGAGCCAUGGCCGCUGAGCCUGCACGUAACGGGAGAGGCCACAACAGUGAGAGGCCCGCGUACAACCAAAAAAAAAAAAAAAAAAGAGGGAAGAAUGGCUUUUGGG